CAGCCUAACACUCCUUCAGGUCUUCAUCGGACUGCGUGUAGGAGUGAAGGGAAGAUGGGUGAUGCUGCGUUGAGCAACGGGCUGACGGCCAAUGUGAAGAGCAUGUCACAGCAAAAUGGGGAUCUGGCCUUCUCUACUCUCACCAUGGACUCCACUUCCGAGUCACAGAGCGGACCCUCAGCUGAAGCACAGGACAGACCCAAACCAGAGCCAAAGGCCACACCGCUGAGGCCGCAGGUGGCCGCGGCGAGCGCCCUGACUCCGGCAGAGCAGCUGUGGACCACCAGCAGGGACCAGGCGGUCAGACUGAGGAUGGAGGCAUCGGGGCCUGCGGCGGACACCCCCAUCACCGUGCAUCAAAUGUUCCUGGAGACGGUGGAGAGCUUCGGGAGUCACCCAGCCUUGGCCCACAAGAAGGACGGCCAGUGGGUGACGCUGAGCUGGAGGCAGUACUACGAGCAGUGCCGAGCAGCCGCCAAGAGCUUUCUGAAGCUGGGCCUGGAGCGGUUCCAUGGCGUGGGGAUCCUGGGAUUCAACGCCCCCGAGUGGUUCAUCGCAGACAUGGGCUGCAUCUUCGCCGGGGGCCUGGCAACGGGAAUUUACACAACCAACUCACCUGCAGCUUGUCAGGACGUGGCUGCAAAAUCAGAAGCCAACAUCCUGGUUGUGGAGAACCACAAGCAGCUGGAGAAAAUUCUGCUGGUCAAAGAUGAGCUGCCACAUCUUAAAGCAAUCGUCCAAUAUAAAGGCGAGCUGCAGGAGAGGCUGCCAUCCCUCUAUACGUGGGCAGAGUUCAUGAAGCUGGGCGAGGAUAUCCCUGACAAAGACCUGGAUGAUUCCAUCAGUAGACUUCGAGCUAACGAAUGCUGUACCCUCAUCUAUACGUCAGGAUCCACUGGACCCCCGAAAGGCGUCAUGCUGAGCCACGACAAUCUCACAUGGACGGCCCAAACAGCAGGAAUCGUAGUCGACCUGCAAUACGCUGAGGAGUCUGUGGUCAGUUAUUUACCGCUCAGCCACGUGGCAGCACAAGUCAACGACAUGUACAUAACCAUGAGGUUUGGUGCCACCACCUACUUCGCAGAACCGGACGCCCUCAAGGGAUCAUUGGUAACAACGUUAAAAGAGGUGUCUCCGACCACGUUCCUUGGAGUUCCUCGCGUCUGGGAGAAGAUGGAGGAGAAAAUGAAGGCUGCCGGAGCCAAGGUGUCCCCACUAAAGAAGAGAGCAGCCGACUGGGCCAAGUCCAUCGGAUUGCAGUACAACUACAGUGCCAUGCACGGGGAGAAUCGUGUUCCAUGGGGCUUCACGCUGGCUAACCAAGUGGUCUUCAAGAAGGUGCAAGCCGCCUUGGGCCUCCAGCGCUGCAGGACUUUGUUUACAGGCUCGGCCCCCAUCUCCAAAGAGACACUGGAGUUUUUCAUGAGCCUAAACAUGCCUUUGAUGGAACUGUACGGCAUGAGCGAAAGCAGCGGUCCUCACACCGUCUCCACAAAUGCAGACUACCAGAUCAGCAGCUGUGGGAAGGUAAUGCCAGGCUGCAAGGUCAAGCUAGACAAUCAAGACAGCAAAGGAAACGGAGAGAUCUGCUUCUGGGGCAGGAACAUCUACAUGGGCUACCUGAACAUGCCUGACAAAACAGCAGAGGCCCUGGACCAAGACGGAUGGCUGCACUCUGGUGACGUGGGAAAGUUUGAGCGAAACUUCCUGUUCAUCACAGGAAGGAUAAAAGAGAUCAUCAUCACUGCAGGAGGCGAGAACGUGGCGCCCGUGCCAAUCGAGAACUUGGUGAAGGCUGAGACGAGCAUCAUCAGCAACGUCAUGCUGAUUGGCGACAGGCGCAAGUUCCUCUCCAUGCUGCUCACGCUCAAAUGCGUCGUGAAUGAAAACAGCGAACCGACGGACCAGCUGACCGACGAGGCCAUACGUUUCUGCCAGGGGAUUGGCGUGAGUGCCACCAGGGUGUCAGAGAUCGUUGACAACAAGGAGCCAGCCGUCUACAGGGCCAUCCAGGAGGGCAUGGAGCGUGUCAACGCCAAGGCCAUAUCCAACGCCCAGAAGGUCCAAAAGUUUGUCAUCCUGGCAAAAGAUUUCUCCAUCUCUGGAGGGGAGCUCGGGCCCACCAUGAAGCUGAGGAGGCCCAUUGUUGUCAACAUGUACCUGGACAAAAUCGAUGAGAUGUACGCUGAGGAGAAAAAAUAAAGCACCGAUGAAGAACUCAGUGUGCGAUAUGACGAAAUGCACAACUUUGUAGCUAAAAACAAAAAGCUGCUCUUAAUUUUUGUUUUUCUUCGGGAACAUUAUUUAAGCUUGCCUUGAAAACAUUUACUAUGCACUUUUUGUAAAUAAAACCAGCCAAUCAUGGCCAAAGUGCACCACUAAGGCAGGCCACGUUAGGCAGGUUCACUUGUCAGUUUAUGAAGAACACCCUGAUAGUAAUGUCAAAUAAGUCAGCUCAGCAUAUAUAUGAUAAAUGUAGUGAAAAUGCAAUAAAGGAUUUACUUCCUUUGACAAGUUUUAUAUUGGGAUGCUUCAUAAAUUGGCUGGUGAGAGACUGUAUUUUGAAUAAUGAUGUUGCUAUAUGUAAUUAACCUGGGUUGUUUUUUUUUUACUGGGUCCCCAAUUGUCAGAAUAAAAUGUUGUAAGCUGUUUUAAUCAUCACCAAGCAGGUGCGCAAUUUCCUAGCAAAUAUCUUUCAAAUUCAUGUGUAUUGUGUUCUUUAUUAUUAUUGUUAUUUUACAUGUACAGUAAAUGUCAUAGUUAUGGCAGUUAAUGCAGUUUGGGAAACCCUGCAUCUUUAAUGAUCAGCAAAUUCCAAAUUUUUUUCCUCUGUAAGGACUCCCUAUGGAGGAUUAUUAUAAAUGUCUAUUUUUGUGAUAAAUAUAUUGCAUCUAAAUGAGUGUUGCCAAUCUGA
Dunckerocampus dactyliophorus (ringed pipefish) is the source of this 2914-nucleotide messenger RNA. Its product is annotated as long-chain-fatty-acid--CoA ligase ACSBG2-like. Lineage: Eukaryota; Metazoa; Chordata; Actinopteri; Syngnathiformes; Syngnathidae. Gene Ontology annotation, cellular component: membrane; endoplasmic reticulum. The coding region runs from base 55 to 2202 and encodes 715 amino acids. Gene Ontology annotation, molecular function: long-chain fatty acid-CoA ligase activity. The transcript is spliced from 15 exons. The record is from RefSeq and is a predicted model, not a curated record.